CUUUGAAAGAGACCGAACAAUAUGCGUCUGACAUGUGCCUCAUUAUGUUUAAUAGGUUUAUUUGUCCAAAAAGCUACCUCUGUGUCAUUGUCGUAUCCAUUUAACGGGGGGACUAUAACAGCGGGAAUAUCCUUUCAAAUUGACUGGCAACCGGACGGAUUACCCAGUCUCUCAGGUGAUGGAUCGAUGGAUAUUCUUCUUGUUACUGAUAUUUCAGCAUCUAAGGUGGUAGCCGUAUUGGAUUCAAACGUUUCGCCUUCAGGGUUGUUUACCUCGGCGACUGUCCCACUAACUGUCACAAAUGGAGCGUAUUACAUCCAACUCAAAGUGACAAGCGGUAAUGAAAAGACUGCAGUCAACGGGCCAUUCAUUAUUACUGGUGGAUCGCAAAGCAGCAGUAGCUCUAGUGCAAACAGCUCUCAGACUUCCAAUGCAGAUGCAAGUAACUCUCAGUCUUCUAGUACAGCCACACAUACCGUUACAAAUGCAUCGGCAACAUACAAUUCCCCAGAAUCGUCAUCCCUAUCAAAAGGCGCAAUUGCUGGUAUAGCAGUUAUAAGUGUCGUUGUGAUGGUCGCAGCAAUCGGUGGAACAAUUUUCUGGUGGCGCAAGAAAAACAGGCUUGUAGAUGCCAUCACAACAAAGUUCGAGAAUGAAGCUAAGUUUUAUGAUCGACAAGCUCAGAUGAACGAUGUGCAACCUACUAGUGGUGGUACUCCUUCACCAACUUCACCACAGGCUACAAGUUAUAAUGCUUCAUUUCAAAAUACCAACGCAUUGAGCACCGAGCCAUAUAACUAUGUAGCCGGCCCUAACUAUGCUGUAGAUCAACAGAGUCAAAUACCACUACAAUCCCCACCUGCAUAUUAUCCGAGUGCUCACAUUCAUAAUUCCGCCACUGCAUAUCCCAUUCCUAUGCCUAUGCCUGUUCCAUUUGUUAGGCAACAAGAGGAGCCACAUCACCAGCAGUCGAUAUACGAUGCAUAUGUCAGCAACGCCGGAAAUCCAGCUAUGACUGACUCCAGUAGAAUGGAAGUCAGCACUAUAUCUUCUGCACCAAAUACCAAUGACACAUCCUCAUUGUUGAACAGUGCGGUUCAACAAAGUUCCAUCCGCCAUGUGCCGCAUACUCCAGACGAAGUUGUUACUUCACCACCACAUCUAAAUGAUGCACAACAUCCUCCACAUACUGCAUAAUUUGAUUUCUAUCUGCCAAGACAGACGUUGAUGCCGUCUACAGCUAUAUUGAGCAAUCCAGAAUGGCUGAGAGAUUGGAGGUCACAACCUUAAGCCAAUAACACUUUCAAUACAAAAACACAAUGUGAUUGCCAACAGUUGAAACAUUGCCCAUAACGACUGUCCAUCUUGAUUUUAAUCAAACCGCUCACAUCCCAAGAGAACUCGUAAAAACUACUAAAUGCGAGUCGCCUUUUACUAUUUCAUAAUCUAUCGCUUGUCUUUCUUCGUUGGCCUAUUAAUUACGUGAAUGGGCAUUGCGUACUGAUACAUUGGUCAAAUAAUAAAGAUCUGUACAGCCCUUAACAUCAUUAUAUGAAGUAGCGAUCCAUGCUGCUAUGAACUAAUGACCUUCACGUCAACACUCUCCUACCCUUAUGCUAUCAUUUUUGACCUGAAGACGCUCUUGAAAGUCUAUCAACUUACCCCCUGUGGAUUGUU
Molecule: messenger RNA, 1677 nt
Organism: Umbelopsis ramanniana AG
Lineage: Eukaryota; Fungi; Mucoromycota; Umbelopsidomycetes; Umbelopsidales; Umbelopsidaceae
Exons: 2
Coding region: 22-1197 (391 amino acids)
Source: RefSeq, a predicted model, not a curated record